Molecule: messenger RNA, 1351 nt
Organism: Silurus meridionalis
Lineage: Eukaryota; Metazoa; Chordata; Actinopteri; Siluriformes; Siluridae
Product: E3 ubiquitin ligase TRIM40-like
Exons: 8
Coding region: 285-1205 (306 amino acids)
Biological process (GO): translational elongation
Cellular component (GO): eukaryotic translation elongation factor 1 complex
Molecular function (GO): translation elongation factor activity
Source: RefSeq, a predicted model, not a curated record
CGCUUCGUACGGCCUGCUGAACUUAUCCACGAAAGAGGGGAGGCCGACAAAUUUGCCAAAUCCUUUUAGUCGCAUAUUGGAUGGCAUGCAUUGAUUUAAAACAGUGAAUUUAUUGCUAAGAAGUUUUUCUUUCUCUGUCGGGUAAUGAGCCAAGAAAGAGAGACAUUUUUGCAAAACACGAAAGUUUAGAAACAUAUUGGUUACCCCCCUACAAAGAAAGUGGUAUGAUCCGGUAACUUUCUGUGACGAAAAAACAUAUAUAUAUAUAUAUAUAUAUCGUCGCCAUGUAUAAUAUAUAUAAAAUAUAUCAUAGUAUAUUUUCGAGUUUGUGUUGUGAAAUGGCGCACGCAGGGAUUCUGAAUCAAACUCAGUAUAACUGCUCGAUCUGUCAGGAUGAGCUGAAGGACCCGGUGACGCUUCCUUGUGGCCACAAUUUCUGCAAAGCCUGCAUUAAUGGCUAUUGGGACCAGGGCGUGUAUGUCUGCCCUCAGUGCAGGCAGAGCUUCACUCCGAGGCUCGUCCUGGGCACGAACGAGGUGCUGGUCUACGCGAUGGAUAAAAUAAAACAGACCGCGAUCCGUGCAGCUUCUGCGCCGAGAGCCGAGAGUCAGAAUGUGAGCAGAUCAGAAGAUCAGAGUGAGCUGGAAUCGUGUGUAAGGAGCCUGGAGCUGUUCAGCAUUGACUUUCACAAAGAUUUGGAUGACCUGAUGAACAUGUUGCCUGAACUAGAAAGCAGUACGCGUGUGCUAGGGAUUAUUCUGAGUCAGGCUCUCGAGGCAGCGUCUGUGCCACAGAGUCAGAAUGUGAGCAGAUCAGAAGGUCUGAGUGAGGUGGUACCGCAUUUAAGCAGCCUGAUGCUGGACCGCAUUCGCAAAGAUUUGGAUGACCUGAUGAACAUGAUGUCUGAACUAAAAAGCAGUAUGGGCGUGCUACGGAUUAUUCUGAGUCAGGUUCCCGAGGCAGCGUCUGUGCCACAGAGUCAGAAUGUCAGAAGAUCAGAAGGUCUGAGUGAGGUGAAAUCAUUCGCAGAGACCAUGGAGCUAAACAAAGAGAACAUUAAGAAAGUGGUUGCUAAAAUGAAGCCCAUGAUGCCUUAUUUACGAAUCAUUCUGCAGCAGAGAAUUAAGAGUCAAAGUCAGGCUCCCAACGCAGCGUCCACACCACAGGUCCAGAGCGUUGAUGUCGCCGCCUUCAACAAGAUCUGAGCUCAUGUUUGACAAUCAUCACCUAAUUUCAAACGGCUGCCUGCUGCUUUUUUAUCGCACAGUUACAAAGUGUUGAUUUCUUUUUAAUUCACAUUUAAUUGUAUAACAAUGGACAUUUCCCCCAUUCAGCAUUGCAGAAUGCAAUA